Messenger RNA from Theobroma umbraticum, 822 nucleotides. RefSeq names its product expansin-A23-like. Gene Ontology annotation, cellular component: extracellular region. The record is from RefSeq and is a predicted model, not a curated record. Lineage: Eukaryota; Viridiplantae; Streptophyta; Magnoliopsida; Malvales; Malvaceae. Gene Ontology annotation, biological process: plant-type cell wall organization.
ACAGGUUCCUAUCAGGCUUUGAUUUAGUUUAAUCUCUCUAUCUAGUUUAUAGCAAUGGCUUUUCUUAAGUUUUUCUUCUCAUUUCUCUUGUGCAUGUCCUACAUGGCUGCAGCUAUGGGCAAGUGGCCAAGACGUAUUGAUACCAAUUGGCACGACGCCCAUGCAACAUUUUAUGGUGAUAUAAGCGGUGGAGAAACCAUGCAGGGAGCUUGCGGAUAUGGUGAUCUCUUCAAGCAAGGGUACGGACUCGAGACAGCAGCCCUUAGCACGGCUCUAUUCAACAAUGGACUCACCUGCGGUGCGUGUUUUGAAAUCAAGUGCGUCAAUAACCCUCAAUGGUGUUAUCCCAAUGCUGGCACCAUCAAAGUGACCGCAACCAAUUUUUGCCCUCCUAAUUACUCAAAGCCUGACGGCAACUGGUGCAAUCCCCCACUAAAACACUUUGACCUCUCAAUGAAAAUGUUCACCAAACUAGCGCAAUACAAAGCUGGAAUCAUCCCCGUCCAGUACCGUCGCGUCUUGUGUUCCAAGAAAGGUGGGGUUCAGUUCCAGGUCAAGGGAAACCCUUACUGGACUUUGGUGUUGUUGUACAAUGUUGGAGGGGCCGGUGAUGUUAAGGAUGUUAAAGUCAAGGGCUCUAGAACUGGCUGGAUACAGAUGAGCCGUAACUGGGGAGUGAAUUGGCAGACCGGAACAAAGUUAACAGGGCAAAGCCUGUCAUUCCAGGUGACUACCAGUGAUGGCAAAAUGGUGGAGUUUGAUAACGUGGCGCCGACCAAUUGGCAGUUUGAUCAAAUUUUCGAUGGGAAAAAGAACUUCUAG